Molecule: messenger RNA, 1002 nt
Organism: Punctularia strigosozonata HHB-11173 SS5
Lineage: Eukaryota; Fungi; Basidiomycota; Agaricomycetes; Corticiales; Punctulariaceae
Product: Extradiol ring-cleavage dioxygenase class III enzyme subunit B
Exons: 5
Coding region: 1-1002 (333 amino acids)
Molecular function (GO): ferrous iron binding; zinc ion binding; oxidoreductase activity, acting on single donors with incorporation of molecular oxygen
Source: RefSeq, a predicted model, not a curated record
AUGUCCACCACCACCACCACCAACACCACCGCCGCGAAGCUGCCCACCACCCAGCCCGAAUGGCAGGCCGCGCUCGACGCGCUCCCCGCGAACCCGCCCAAGAUCCCCGCCUUCUUCUUCGGCCACGGCUCGCCGAUGCUCGCGAUGCGCCCGGACCCGCGCCAGUUCGGGGCGCGCGGCGGCGGGGACGCCGUCAUGGACGCCAUGGGGCCCGCCGGCCCGCUCGCGGCCUUCCUGCGCGACUUUGGUCCGGCGCUGCUCAAGAAGUACAACCCCCGCGCGAUCGUCGUGUUCAGCGCGCACUGGGAGACCGCCGGCGAGCGCGUCGUGACCGACUACGGGGACGAGAACCCGCUGCUAUACGACUACUACGGCUUCCAGCCCGAGCUGUACGAGCUCAAAUUCAAAUCGCGCGGCGACGCCGCCCUCGCGAAGCGCAUCGUCGAGCUCUACAAAGAGGCGGGCCAGCUGGCGCGGACGACGAGCAAGCUCGAGUCGCGGGGGCACGACGGGCGCGGGUUCAACGGCCCCGGACUCGACCACGGCGUCUUCGUCCCCUUCCGGCUCAUGUUCGGCGAGUCGCUCCCGGACAGCGUCCCCGUCGUCCAGGUCUCGAUCGACUCCACCCUCUCGCCGGAGAAGAACUGGGCCGUCGGCAAAGCCGUCCGCCAGCUCAGGGAGGAGGGCGUGCUCGUCCUCUCCGGCGGACUGACGGUCCACAACCUCCGCGACUUCUCCUCCUUCUCCCCGGCCACGGCAUCCUCGUCCGUCAAGGCCUUCAACGACGCCGUCACCGCCGCCAUAGCCACCGAAGACCCCGCGACACGCAAGCGCGCGCUGCUCGACCUGCCGAAGCACCCGGGCUUCCGCGGCGCGCACCCGCGCGAGGAACACUUCGUGCCGCUGUACGUCGCCGCCGGCGCGGGCGACGAGGACGGGCGCGAGAAGGCGCGCGUGCUCUCCGCGAUCUACGGCGCCCAGACCGUCGCGUUCGGCGUCUGA